Molecule: messenger RNA, 2633 nt
Organism: Sphaerulina musiva SO2202
Lineage: Eukaryota; Fungi; Ascomycota; Dothideomycetes; Mycosphaerellales; Mycosphaerellaceae
Product: FAD-binding domain-containing protein
Exons: 5
Coding region: 91-1716 (541 amino acids)
Biological process (GO): steroid metabolic process
Cellular component (GO): cytoplasm; membrane
Molecular function (GO): FAD binding; Delta24(24-1) sterol reductase activity
Source: RefSeq, a predicted model, not a curated record
GCCAGUCGAGCAGGCCAAGUAUCACUCAAUGCUGCUGCUUUCCUAUCUGCCUCUCGCAGUGUGUCUGCAUACCAUGGACAACGAGGCGGCAUGCCAAUGACGAAACAUAGCAAAAGUAUCAGACCAGCGCCAUCACUCCGCGUCCAACGACGACAUCUCCUCACCAGAGGAGGCACCGCCCCGACGACCAUCGAAGCACACCAGCGGCAGGUCGACGAGAUAUCGGAGCGCGUUCGAGGCUUCUAUGAGCGAAAGGAAAAAUUCCGCAUCUUCCAUGGCUCGACGAACAGUACACGCAAGUCCGCUAUGGGCAGAGAUCCGAGGACGGUAGUGGAUACCAGCAGACUGAACCAUGUAGUGUCAGUGGACGUAGAAAAGAUGACGGCAUUGGUCGAACCCAAUGUGCCAAUGGACAGACUUGUGGAAGAGACAUUGAAGUAUGGACUCGUGCCACCUGUAGUCAUGGAGUUUCCUGGCAUCACUGUGGGAGGUGGCUAUUCAGGGACCGCUGGAGAGUCCUCGUCAUUUAAGCAUGGCUUUUUCGACCGCACCCUGAACAACGUGGAGAUGGUUCUCGCCACAGGCGAAAUCAUUACCGCAUCAGAGACAGAAAACUCAGACCUCUUCCGUGGGGCUGCCGGUGCAGUGGGCACAUUUGGCGUUACUACAAUGGUCGAGCUACAAUUGAUCAAGGCUUCUAGAUAUGUCGAGGCCACAUACCACCCCGUCAACAGCAUGGAAGAGGCUACCGCGACGCUUUUAGACUUUACUUCAAAGCCUGAUGAGUUUGACUACAUCGAUGGCAUCAUGUAUUCGCAGAACAGUGGAGCCAUCGUCACCGGACGAAUGACUGACAACCCUUCCGCUGGUAUUCCGGAGCAACGGUUCAGUGACCCCAAAGAUCCAUGGUUCUAUCUCCACGUCAAAGAGCGCAUACGGAAUUGCGAAGCGCCAACCUCGGACGUGAUUCCACUCCCAGACUAUCUGUUCAGAUAUGAUCGCGGCGGGUUCUGGGUGGGUGAGGGAGCAUUUGGAUAUUUCAAAUUUCCCUUUGCAAACUGGUCCCGUAGAUGGCUCGACGACUUCUUGCACACCCGUAUGCUAUACAAUGCACUCCACUCCAGCGGUCGCUCAGAACAGAUGAUCAUUCAGGAUCUCGCGCUCCCGUACGACCGAGCGACAGAAUUCGUCAAACGCAUGGACGAGAAGCUUGGAAUCUGGCCACUUUGGCUAUGUCCACUCAAGCAAAGUCCAUCCCCCACGAUGCAUCCCCACUAUAGCGAGUACGAGGCGGACGGGAAAACGCUCAAACCCAUGCUCAACAUUGGUCUGUGGGGUAAAGCACCGCCUACACAUGAAGCUUUUGUGAAGGCGAAUCGAGAGAUUGAAGCCACGCUACAGGAACUACGAGGCAUGAAGUGGCUGUAUGCGCAGACCUACUUCAACGAAAACGACUUUUGGAAGGAUUUUGACAGAUCUUGGUACGAGAAGCUCAGACAGAAGUAUUCCGCCACGACCCUCCCCACAGCGUGGGAGAAGGUGCAUGUCAGCGUGGAGGCGGAGAAGAACGCGAAACAGAAAAAGUCGUGGACGCAAAGAUUGCUAGAGACUUGGCCCAUGGCUGGAUUCGUGGGCAUUAAGAGGAGCAUUCAAAGUAAGGACUACGUCCAGGCGAGAAACCCGGCUUGGAAGGAUUGGGUGCCGAGGAAGGAGUGAAGUUUGAGGAUUUGCUGGGGCACAAAUGGCGGAAAACUCUACUGCGCCCUGCCUGCCGAUACACUGUCUCGUCAAUGACCUGGAGUUGCCCUGCUGGAAGCGCCUCAAGAGCGCAUAAACUCCCAGUGCGAUAUUCCUUCUUCCCUUUUGAACACACCACUGAACGCGCCAUCUCGCUGUAUGCCAUUGCUCAAUACCAUGCUAAUAAAUCCAGGCACACGGCAUUCGCACUCCCAACCAGAACCUCGGAUUGAUUCUAGACAGACCAUGAAGCAUCUCUCCACGUCACGACGCGCAUAAGAUUCCUCCGUUCAUGUGGCUCUUCGCUCAUCAUCGAUGAGGACGCUGCUCAACAUGCACAUCAAGCCGCCACGACUCGGCACCAUUUUCCACAACAAGCUGCACCUCUUGCCUUGGCGUGCCAAGGCCCCGCUCCGCCAGCGGCAGCAUCUUGACGGGAUCGCCAUAGGCCUGCCCAUCGCUCAUCAGCAUAUUUGAAUGUGUACAUCAUCAGCGUGGCGAAUACUCACAAGUCGCCAAAUUCUUCAAUUCUGCAUCCGUACUUCCGAACCAGUACUUCAACAAGCCGCCACUCGCACAAGCUUCCUCGUGAGACUUUUGAUCGAGCAGGGCUAGUCUCCCGCGAUCGAUGCCGGGGAGAAGGACGGAACGAAAGAUGACAGUAUAGAAGCUGAGUUGCUUCCAUGCAAAGCCUGUACGGUGCGGUUGCGUAGUCGUCGCGAAUCGGCUUCAGAGAAGUGAGAGCAAACGCAAAGAGUCGAUAUGGAAUUUCUAGAUCGUCGAGGACGAGCCGAUUGGCCAAAUGGUUGUAGGGCGAGCUGAUGAGAUAGCUCGCGUUGAGGUCGAUUGUGGAGGGAGUCACGACACUGUCCUGCGCAGCCCUGGAGGUUGCAUUG